AUGCCAGUGACCAUGGAUGGAAGCCCCAACACAGCGCUGAUGUCAGCCUUGGCUACAGUAUGCAAUGGUUUGCGCAGGCGCAUGGGGAACUAUGGGCAGAUCCAGGCUGUGCUUAUCCACUUCUGUGAUGUGGUUGAGGGUUUAAAUGCCCAAGCCAACUCCCUGAGAGCUCAGUUGUGUGACAGCCACUUUGCUAAUCAGGAAAUGGAGAAUUACCUCUUGUCUCUGAAAAGCAGCACAGCGUUUCCUUGGCUGAGCUCCAGUUCCAGUUCAUGGGAUGCAGAUAUAAUCUUACCCUUCUUGUUUGGAUUAGUGCUCUUUUUCCUAUACCUCCUUUUCCUUAAAAACCACUCACCGAAUCCACCACCUGAGAAAAAUAAAAACAUCAAAAAGUGUCAAAAGAAGCUAAAAUCUAGGAAAAAGACCCAGAAGAAAGGUUUAAGGACUUGUAGAGAUUCCCUGCAUGACUCAGAAGAUAUUAAAGACUUGCCUUUAUUUAUACAAGGUCAACCAAAGAAGCUUCCUAAAGUGGAGAAAUUAUUUGAACUCUUAAAAUUACACCAAGAUGCCAAGGUAGUGCCUGCCAGAGCUUAUCAACCCCAUAGUAGACUACAUGUGGAAGUUACUCCUGCUUCAAACCCAAAACUAUCUCUUGAACUUCUGACUGAGCAACCACAACAACCCCUGGCCUCAACCAAGUCAAAAGUACCUCAAAAAGGUCAAUCCUAUUCAGAAAGAAUUACCCCAAGCUCUCUUUUAAAGAGCCUACCUCCAGGUAAUUCCUGUGUGACCUCUUUGGUUCCAUGCAGUUCAGGUCUCAGUGGCUCAAAGUUACCACUUUUAUUCAUUGCUAGCAACUUGUUUUCCCCCACCUCAUUGCAACAGACCAAGUCCCAGCAAAAGCCUCUACCCCACCACCAACUAGAGGCCUCCUUCUCAGAUGACUCCACUAAUAGAUGGGUAGAGACUACUAGCCCAUCCUUUCUCAACCCAGAGGUAAAAAAUCUGCUGGAGAUACUAAUUUGUAAGAAAGUAGCCCUGAAAACUUGGAAGGAUAAAGAAAAAGAGGGCUCAUUUCCAGCGCAGAUGACUAUAGACCACCAUAGACAUUCUGUGAGGGAUAUGUUGAAAUCAGUAGGUAUUGAGAAGUGCACUACAAUCCCCAUGAUCUGUUGGGAUAUACACAGAGCAGAAAAGGAGACCAAUUCUCAGUCAUCCUUUUAUCCAACAGUCCUGGGUGACCAUUUCCAACAAAAAUAUAGUCAGUUUUUCUGGGGUCUCCCCACUCUACACAGUGAGUCCAUUGUGACUACUGCCUUGGUCCCGAGGAGCAUAUCUCAACUGCAGGCUUCUUCUGUUCCGUUCAAUGGAAUCUUACAUGCAUAUCCAGUAGAAUGUCAACCUGUAACACCACCAGUUUCCAGAGCCCUGACCUUUCCUUACUCUGAGGAUGAAUUACAGUCUUUGUCUGGAAACUUUCCCCUGCCCAAGCCCGCACCUCUAACUCCAGUCCAGACUGAGGUGCUUCUCACACCCUCUCAAAUAAUCCACCCAUCUACUACUACACCUGAGGAUAGUUGCUCUGAAUUAUUUAGUCUUACAGUCCAUACCAGGACACAAUCCCUUGAUGUAAGUGAACAUUUGGAGUUAUCUUUAUCCCAGAUACAUCUAGAAAAGGAAGAGUCUUUACCCUCUAUGGACCAAAAUCCCUGUCAAGCCCCUCCUAAUCUCACCCAGAACAGCCAUGGGUUUGAGUCACUCCUUCAGGAGGACUUCACCAACCAUAGUGUCCCAAUAUAUUUCCCAAAGGGACCUAUAAGAUAUCAAGCUCAGGAAGGUCUUCCCCACAAGAUGCCACUUCAAAGUGAAUACCCAAGAGUAUGCCAAUCAAUUCAGGCACUACACAGAACUCCACGCUCUUCACGGGCCUCUGCAUAUUUACACCAAUACAUCCUGGAUGCACAAAAAGUAGCAUUCAGGUGUCCUAAGAGGUCCCAAAUGAAGGGUGGUAUUAUAUUAUUAAUAAGGAAACUUUUCAAGAAAGGCACAGAGCAAUAUUUGAGCAGAACCUCCCCAAACAUAUUCAGGGGCUUAGCCAAAUUCCCUCUAAAGGUUUGGGGGAUGAAUUCUAAAGACUUAAAAAAUUACCUGAUGAACACUGUAAACAGUCAAUCAAAAAAUUGCUUAUCUAGAGACCCACUCCCAAAACACCUAGAAAAUAUCUUCAACAUCCAUUUGGAUAAAAAAUCAGAGCAAAUUAGAAAAGGCUUCAUUCCUUUAAGUGUACGUAGAUCCUGGCUCAUAGUCAAUCAUGAUUUUUGCAAUAUGGAACCCAGAAAUCCAGUAUACAAAGAUAAGGAAAUUAACAGCCAUACUUUCCACAAGAGCUCCUCUAUAAGUGCAGAAACUAAACAGGAGUUGGAAACCCACCUAAUCAGGCUUCGGGUGAAGCAGCAAUGGGGCUUACACCUCCACUCCUUCAAGUCUACAAAUUACAAAUUAUGUGAGAUUCAACAUUCAUCCCUACCACAAUGUAGAGACCCUCCCACAUAUCGCUACACUGUCACCAGUGAAUCUAGAUUCCCCUCAAAAGUUAUAUCUGCUGAACACUUGGGAAAGUCUCCUCAGGGUCAUUUGGGAGAAAAGUGUAUCACAAAAAUGUUAGCUUUCAACACCAACCUAGUGAGUGAGUUCCCUGUGACCUCACUUGGGGGAAAAGGAACCAGAAAGACUUCAGAAAGGAAACCAAUAGCUGAUGACCAAAGGCCUUCAAAUAUCCUCAUGUCUAACCAAAAGCUAAAACCAUCUUCUCAGAUCUUCCCAUCUCCGAGGGUCAAAGAAUCUAUGAGAACUGAAGAGGACCCCGUCUGGAAAGCUAUCUUGGGUCCCAGUAUCUCCCAGACUUUGAAUAUGGAUCUGGUGGCUUCAGAGACUCUAGAACCCAAUAGCAUCUCUCUACCAUUUAAAAGGUCUAUUGUUAAUUUAAGUGAGUCAUACUUUAACAGAACAGUGGCUAAUGAGAACUUUGAGACUAAAGGGAGUAUAGUUUUCAAGAAAGAUUUUCAAGACAAUAGCAAGCAUGCAUUCUCUGAAAAUUCCCCUAUCCUUUGGGACUACACUACUGCUUUGAUUUUGCAAGACAGUGAUAUUAAUGUGCUUAUGCAAGACAGUCAUACAAAUGUUUGUCUGGCAGCAAAUAGUUUAGACCCUGAGGAGCCAUCGUCUAAUUCUGAUAAACAAAUUAGGGAGGAUAAACUAGCAAAGAAGAAUAAAGAAGAUGCUCGAUACUGGGCUUUCCUAGCCAGGAAUUUAAACAGCCCUGACCAGGUCAGAGGAGCAAGAAAUGCUUUUAGGAGCUUUCUGCUCCAGCCAAAAAAAGGACCCACAUGUCCUGAAAUCCAUCGAAAGAAAACGAUGAUACACUUUCUGGACUACUUUAACCUGAAUAAAAAAGUAAAUGGAAUGGAAAAGUCAUUUCCAAAAGACAAAUCUUCACUGAGUCCUAGUGGACUGGCUACACAUAGUCUAGCUGCUGAAGCAAAGGCAACUGCAACCAUGGUAGCUCGCAUACUUGCUGAGAAACUGGGGCUAAAGAGUGAGAUGACCUCUGCUCAAGUAAGUGCCUACCAUCCUUGCAGCUCUCCUAUCAACAGCAGCUGGACCACAAGCAGGGUUAUGCCAUUCAGGAAGUCAGGGACCCAGAGGGGAACCAGAGCCUGCCAGCAAGGACAGAGGGUGGCAGGGUCCUCUGAUCAUAUUGAUUACUCAACAUCCUGCUUUAGAAAAUGCACCUCAUGUGAUCGACACAAAUAUGCUUCUUCCACCUUCCUUUAUGAAAAUCUUAAUCAAGAGAAGAUCCAUUAUAUACAGAAAAAGUCUGAUUUUUCUCACAUUGAUACAUCUGUUAUUUGUUAAUAGGAUUUUUUUAACCACUAAA
Erinaceus europaeus (western European hedgehog) is the source of this 3937-nucleotide messenger RNA. RefSeq names its product spermatogenesis-associated protein 31E1-like. The transcript is spliced from 2 exons. The record is from RefSeq and is a predicted model, not a curated record. The coding region runs from base 1 to 3915 and encodes 1304 amino acids. NCBI's taxonomy places the organism in Eukaryota, Metazoa, Chordata, Mammalia, Eulipotyphla, Erinaceidae.